ACAGUUUCCGCCGGGAGCACAAAGCAACGGACCGGAAGUGGGGGGCGGAAGUGCAGUGGGCUCAGCGCCGACUGCGCGCCUCUGCCCGCGAAAACUCUGAGCUGGCUGACAGCUGGGGACGGGUGGCGGCCCUCGACUGGAGUCGGUUGAGUUCCUGAGGGCCCCCGGUUCUGGAAGGUUCGCCGCGGAGACAAGUGAGCAGUCUGUGCCAUAGGGAUUCUCGAAGAGAACAGCGUUGUGUCCCAGUGCACAUGCUCGCAUCGCUUACCAGGAGUGCCUGAGACCCUAAGAUGUUCGGAGUGGUUUUUUCGCACAGACCCGAAUAGCCUGCCGCUCAGCCACGCUCUGUGCCCUUCUGAGAACAGGCUGAUAUGCCCAAGAUAGUCCUGAAUGGUGUGACCGUAGACUUCCCUUUCCAGCCCUACAAAUGCCAACAGGAGUACAUGACCAAGGUCCUGGAAUGUCUGCAGCAGAAGGUGAAUGGCAUCCUGGAGAGCCCUACGGGUACAGGGAAGACGCUGUGCCUGUUGUGCACCACGCUGGCCUGGCGAGAACACCUCCGAGAUGGCAUCUCUGCCCGCAAGAUUGCCGAGAGGGCGCAAGGAGAGCUUUUCCCGGAUCGGGCCUUGUCAUCCUGGGGCAACGCUGCUGCUGCUGCUGGAGACCCCAUAGCUUGCUACACGGACAUCCCAAAGAUCAUUUACGCCUCCCGGACCCACUCGCAACUCACGCAAGUCAUCAAUGAGCUUCGGAACACCUCCUACCGGCCUAAGGUGUGUGUGCUGGGCUCCCGGGAGCAGCUGUGCAUCCAUCCUGAGGUGAAGAAACAAGAGAGUAACCAUCUACAGAUCCACUUGUGCCGUAAGAAGGUGGCAAGUCGCUCCUGUCAUUUCUACAACAACGUAGAAGGUGCAAGCAGCUCGGUGGGACCAGGGUUGGGUUGGAGUGUGUGCAGCCCCUUAGGGUGGAGCUCACUGGUGUCACAGCCUGGUUGUGCUUGCUCGGUGGGGCGGCCAGUGCGGCCAUGUACCUGGGCCCUGUCUUCUGACUCGGGGCCACCCAUGUUAGUCUUCUGUGUGGAAGAGCUCACACAGUGGUCUGAGACAGCCAGCCGGCAAGACUGCCUCUGGCUGGUGCCUGGGGCCUUGGAUUUUGGGAAGGCUCCCUCCAUUUCCUGAUGAGAGGGGCCCCCUGCACCUAACCUGCUGGUGCAAACAGUAGGGGUUUCGCUGAACACCGGCUUUCUCUUCGGGGACUUUGUUGCUUGCCCAGCAGCAGGUGCUCCAGUGACCGGCCCUCAUACCGUCUUGGGAGGGUGUCCUGGAAGCCGUGUCUGGCCUCCCGCGACCCUGCCCUGUGUGUCUUUUUCCUGUGCUGACCUUGCUGCGGAAAAUUACGGCCCUGAGUGUGACUCCAGGCUGAGUCCUGUGGGUCCAACACGGGAGGCCUUGGGGCCUCUUCUGGAGACGGGAUGUGAGUGACAGGAGCCGGCCGGGGCAGCUUGCCUUGUGACUGCACGUGGCCACAGCCUGUGAGGGCCGGGGGUGCUUCUCCACCCACGUGGCUGCCCCUCGGAAAAAAGCCUGGAGCAGGAGCUGGCCAGCCCCAUCCUGGACAUCGAGGACUUGGUCAAGAGCGGAAGCAAGCACAGGGUGUGCCCUUACUACCUGUCCCGGAACCUGAAGCAGCAAGCCGACAUCAUCUUCAUGCCGUACAAUUACUUGUUGGAUGCCAAGAGCCGCAGAGCACACAACAUUGACCUGAAGGGGACAGUCGUGAUCUUUGACGAAGCUCACAACGUGGAGAAGAUGUGUGAAGAAUCGGCAUCCUUUGACCUGACCCCCCAUGACCUGGCUUCAGGACUGGACGUCAUAGACCAGGUGCUGGAGGAGCAGACCAAGGCAGCGCAGCAGGGCGAGCCCCACCCGGAGUUCAGCACGGACUCCCCCAGCCCAGGGCUGAACAUGGAGCUGGAAGACAUUGCAAAGCUGAAGAUGAUCCUGCUGCGCCUGGAGGGGGCCAUUGAUGCUGUUGAGCUGCCUGGAGACGACAGCGGUGUCACCAAGCCAGGGAGGCCCGAGCCUGCCUUCUUCUCCUCAGUUCCCAAAGCUGCAGCCUGGUCCCCCCGCCAGGCUCGAGCCUGCCUUCUUCUCCUCGGCAGCUACAUCUUUGAGCUGUUUGCUGAAGCCCAGAUCACGUUUCAGACCAAGGGCUGCAUCCUGGACUCGCUGGACCAGAUCAUCCAGCACCUGGCAGGACGUGCUGGAGUGUUCACCAACACGGCCGGACUGCAGAAGCUGGCGGACAUUAUCCAGAUUGUGUUCAGUGUGGACCCCUCCGAGGGCAGCCCUGGUUCCCCAGCAGGGCUGGGGGCCUUACAGUCCUAUAAGGUGCACAUCCAUCCUGAUGCUGGUCACCGGAGGACGGCUCAGCGGUCUGAUGCCUGGAGCACCACUGCAGCCAGAAAGCGAGGGAAGGUGCUGAGCUACUGGUGCUUCAGUCCCGGCCACAGCAUGCGCGAGCUGCUCCGCCAGGGCGUCCGCUCCCUCAUCCUUACCAGCGGCACGCUGGCCCCGGUGUCCUCCUUUGCUCUGGAGAUGCAGAUCCCUUUCCCUGUCUGCCUGGAGAACCCACACAUCAUCGACAAGCACCAGAUCUGGGUGGGGGUCGUCCCCAGAGGCCCCGAUGGAGCCCAGUUGAGCUCCGCGUUUGACAGACGGUUUUCCGAGGAGUGCUUAUCCUCCCUGGGGAAGGCUCUGGGCAACAUCGCCCGCGUGGUGCCCUAUGGGCUCCUGAUCUUCUUCCCUUCCUAUCCUGUCAUGGAGAAGAGCCUGGAGUUCUGGCGGGCCCGCGACUUGGCCAGGAAGAUGGAGGCGCUGAAGCCGCUGUUUGUGGAGCCCAGGAGCAAAGGCGGCUUCUCCGAGACCAUCAGUGCUUACUACGCAAGGGUUGCCGCCCCUGGGUCCACUGGCGCCACCUUCCUGGCGGUCUGCCGGGGCAAGGCCAGCGAGGGGCUGGACUUCUCAGACACGAAUGGCCGUGGUGUGAUUGUCACGGGCCUCCCGUACCCCCCACGCAUGGACCCCCGGGUUGUCCUCAAGAUGCAGUUCCUGGACGAGAUGAAGGGCCAGGGUGGGGCUGGGGGCCAGUUCCUCUCUGGGCAGGAGUGGUACCGGCAGCAGGCGUCCAGGGCUGUGAACCAGGCCAUCGGGCGAGUGAUCCGACACCGCCAGGACUACGGAGCUGUCUUCCUCUGUGACCACAGGUUCGCCUUUGCCGACGCAAGAGCCCAACUGCCCUCCUGGGUGCGUCCCCACGUCAGGGUGUAUGACAACUUUGGCCAUGUCAUCCGAGACGUGGCCCAGUUCUUCCGUGUUGCCGAGCGAACUAUGCCAGCACCAGCCCCCCGGGCUACAGCACCCAAUGUACGUGAAGGAGAAGAUGCUGUUAGCGAGGCCAAGUCACCUGGCCCCCUCUUCUCCACCAGGAAAGCUAAGAGUCUGGACCUGCAUGUCCCCAGCCUGAAGCAGAGGUCCUCAGGGUCACCAGCUGCCGGGGACCCCGAGAGUAGCCUGUGUGUGGAGUAUGAGCAGGAGCCAGUUCCUGCCCGGCAGAGGCCCAGGGGGCUGUUGGCUGCCCUGGAGCACAGCGAACAGCGGGCGGGGAGCCCCGGCGAGGAGCAGGCCCACAGCUGCUCCACCCUGUCCCUCCUGUCUGAGAAGAGGCCGGCAGAAGAACCGCGAGGAGGGAGGAAGAAGAUCCGGCUGGUCAGCCACCCGGAGGAGCCCGUGGCUGGUGCACAGAUGGACAGGGCCAAGCUCUUCAUGGUGGCCGUGAAGCAGGAGUUGAGCCAAGCCAACUUUGCCACCUUCACCCAGGCCCUGCAGGACUACAAGGGUUCCGAUGACUUCGCCGCCCUGGCCGCCUGUCUCGGCCCCCUCUUUGCUGAGGACCCCAAGAAGCACAACCUGCUCCAAGGCUUCUACCAGUUUGUGCGGCCCCAUCAUAAGCAGCAGUUUGAGGAGGUCUGUAUCCAGCUAACAGGACGAAGCUGCGGCUAUCGGCCUGAGCACAGCAUUCCCCGAAGGCAGCGGGCACAGCCGGUCCUGGACCCCACUGGAAGGAUGGCGCCGGAUCCCAAGCUGACCGUGUCCACGGCUGCAGCCCAGCAGCUGGACCCCCAAGAGCACCUGAACCAGGGCAGGCCCCACCUGUCACCCAGGCCACCCCCCACAGGAGACCCUGGCAGCCACCCACAGUGGGGGUCCGGAGUGCCCAGAGCAGGGAAGCAGAGCCAGCGCGCCGUGAGCGCCUACCUGGCUGAUGCCCGCAGGGCCCUGGGGGCCGCAGGCUGUAGCCAACUCUUGGCAGCACUGACAGCCUAUAAGCAAGAUGACGACCUCGACAAGGUGCUGGCUGUGUUGGCCGCCCUGACCACUGCAAAGCCGGAGGACUUCCCCCUGCUGCACAGGUUCAGCAUGUUUGUGCGUCCACACCACAAGCAGCGCUUCUCACAGACGUGCACAGACCUGACCGGCCGGCCCUACCUGGGCUUGGAGCCACCGGGACCCCAGGAGGAGAGGCUUGCCGUGCCUCCUGUGCUUACCCACGGGGCUCCCCAACCAGGCCCCUCACGGUCCGAGAAGACCGGGAAGACCCAGAGCAAGAUCUCGUCCUUCCUUAGACAGAGGCCAGCAGGGACUGUGGGGGCGGGCGGUGAGGAUGCAGGUCCCAGCCAGUCCUCAGGACCUCCCCACGGGCCUGCAGCAUCUGAGUGGGCAAGGACAAUGAGGGCGCUGGAGGGGCCAGGCCUGUCGCUGCUGUGCCUGGUGUUGGCGCUGCCCACCCUGCUGCUGGUGCCGGCUGUAUGCGGAGUGGCAGAAACACCCACCUACCCCUGGCGGGACGCAGAGACAGGGGAGUGGCUGGUGUGCGCCCAGUGCCCCCCAGGCACCUUUGUGCAGCGGCCGUGCCGCCGAGACAGCCCCACGACAUGUGGCCCGUGUCCACCGCGCCACUACACGCAGUUCUGGAACUACCUGGAGCGCUGCCGCUACUGCAACGUCCUCUGCGGGGAGCGUGAGGAGGAGGCACGGGCUUGCCACGCCACCCACAACCGCGCCUGCCGCUGUCGCGCCGGCUUCUUCGCGCACGCUGGUUUCUGCUUGGAGCACGCAUCGUGUCCACCUGGUGCCGGCGUGAUUGCCCCGGGCACCCCCAGCCAGAACACGCAGUGCCAGCCGUGCCCCCCAGGCACCUUCUCAGCCAGCAGCUCCAGCUCAGAGCAGUGCCAGCCCCACCGCAACUGCACGGCCCUGGGCCUGGCCCUCAAUGUGCCAGGCUCUUCCUCCCAUGACACCCUGUGCACCAGCUGCACUGGCUUCCCCCUCAGCACCAGGGUACCAGGAGCUGAGGAGUGUGAGCGUGCCGUCAUCGACUUUGUGGCUUUCCAGGACAUCUCCAUCAAGAGGCUGCAGCGGCUGCUGCAGGCCCUCGAGGCCCCGGAGGGCUGGGGUCCGACACCAAGGGCGGGCCGCGGGGCCUUGCAGCUGAAGCUGCGUCGGCGGCUCACGGAGCUCCUGGAGGCGUGGGACGGGGCGCUGCUGGUGCGGCUGCUGCAGGCGCUGCGCGUGGCCAGGAUGCCCGGGCUGGAGCGGAGUGUCCGUGAGCGCUUCCUCCCUGUGCACUGAUCCUGGCCCCCUCGCCCCCACUUAUUUAUUUAUUCUACAUCCUUGGCACCCCACUUGCACUAAGAGAGGCUUUUUUUAAGUAGAAUAAAUGAGGUUUCUUAAAGCUUA
Messenger RNA from Pan troglodytes (chimpanzee), 5798 nucleotides. RefSeq names its product regulator of telomere elongation helicase 1 (gene RTEL1). Bases 1707 to 5690 code for a protein of 1327 amino acids. Gene Ontology annotation, biological process: negative regulation of t-circle formation; DNA repair; DNA replication. The record is from RefSeq and is a predicted model, not a curated record. Gene Ontology annotation, molecular function: ATP binding; DNA binding; hydrolase activity, acting on acid anhydrides, in phosphorus-containing anhydrides. NCBI's taxonomy places the organism in Eukaryota, Metazoa, Chordata, Mammalia, Primates, Hominidae. The transcript is spliced from 37 exons. Gene Ontology annotation, cellular component: nucleus.